Aspergillus neoniger CBS 115656 is the source of this 757-nucleotide messenger RNA. Its product is annotated as autophagy-related protein 8. The record is from RefSeq and is a predicted model, not a curated record. The transcript is spliced from 3 exons. Gene Ontology annotation, biological process: macroautophagy; cellular response to nitrogen starvation. Bases 169 to 525 code for a protein of 118 amino acids. Gene Ontology annotation, cellular component: cytosol; fungal-type vacuole membrane; autophagosome. Gene Ontology annotation, molecular function: phosphatidylethanolamine binding. Lineage: Eukaryota; Fungi; Ascomycota; Eurotiomycetes; Eurotiales; Aspergillaceae.
AUCCCAUCCCAUCCAUCUAUCCAUCGGCCAUCUCACCCUUGCUCUGUUAUCUCUUAACUCAUCCAGCUUCUGUCACCCUUUCGCUCCUCUUCGUCUACUUCUUCACUAUCUCCCCCUUAAGGGACCCGUCGGACCAGACCUAUUAGCCGCCCUCAUCAACUUAUCAAUAUGCGUUCCAAGUUUAAGGACGAGCACCCCUUCGAGAAGCGCAAGGCAGAGGCCGAGCGUAUCCGCCAGAAAUAUGCCGAUCGCAUUCCAGUAAUCUGCGAAAAGGUCGAAAAAUCGGACAUCGCUACCAUCGACAAGAAGAAGUACCUUGUCCCUGCCGACCUUACAGUUGGACAGUUCGUCUACGUGAUCCGUAAGCGGAUCAAGCUGUCUCCUGAGAAGGCGAUCUUUAUCUUUGUCGAUGAGGUUUUACCACCUACGGCUGCUCUGAUGAGCAGCAUCUAUGAAGAGCACAAGGAUGAAGAUGGCUUCUUGUAUAUCACGUACUCCGGCGAGAAUACGUUCGGUGACUGCUAGGCGCUGGUCGAUCUCAUCUUUUCCCUUUUGGUCUGAUUUCCCUGUCUCUUGAAGUGAAUUCGCUGCCGUCAUCGUUCAAGUCACUUCCUUCAGUUGCCUUUUCCUUCUUUUGGGGAAGUUGCGGAUUGACUUCCUGGAUGUAGGGGUUGGUUGCUGUAGGACAGGGGUGGAUGGCGAGCUCGACUACGCUGUGAUGUUUCUAUGCUGUGCUGUACGCGGGCGUUAUCUUGGG